Messenger RNA from Symbiodinium necroappetens, 1614 nucleotides. The record is from the annotation of a GenBank genome assembly. NCBI's taxonomy places the organism in Eukaryota, Dinophyceae, Suessiales, Symbiodiniaceae.
AUGGAGCUUAUGCCUUGGAUGCCAUUCUUGAUCCUCUUGGUGGCCAUUCACUGGAGAACAGCGAGCGAUGAUCUCAGGAAAAUGUGCCGUAGUGUGUGGAGCUUUUGCCAGCAACCCCCAUCUCCGAAGCCGAGCAGUCAACAAAGGCGUCUCGAUGAAGCCAUGAACCAGUUAAGGGAGAAGAAUUAUGUGCUGGCAAGCCGAUUCUUGCGGCAAGUCAACUUUGUUUCGCUGGUCACAUGUCCACUUAUGAACGCGAACGAUCUGCCAACAUGCGCCGCUCAAAUGUUCGCGUAUGUUUGCGCCUACACGAUGCACACCUGCAUAGCGAAUGGGAUUGUCAGAUUGUCUACUUCUGGCCUACGCCGGCUCUUCGUUUUCUACUACUUCUUGGGCGGCGCAACUUUUCUGUUGAAUAGUGACUUCUCUGUGGGCAUACUCUUGGGAUACAAGGUCAUUUUAUGCGUUUGCUAUGUUGACAGCGCAGUUCACGUCCCGGCGAACGUUCUGCUUGCAGUGAUGGAGAUUGGUCAUCAUGUUAUGCUGUCUGGCAGAGAGUUCCACGUCCUCGAGUUUGCCAUUGAUCGUGCAGUUUUCGCGAUUCUCGCCUCGGGCAUCUCUGUCGUGUUGGAGCGUACUCUCAGAGAUCGCCUAGCAGCGCAAAUCAGGAACAUGGACUCUGAAUCCAUUAUCCUGGCUUUUCGUCAGAUGCUUCGAGCUGUCUGUGACGGCGAAGUCCUUCUCGACGAUGGUCUGUGCAUACAAGAAGGUAGCAAUUGCCUGAACCGGAUUUUGUUUAGAAAGGAAUCCCUUGACAAGACGGCCUUUCGCAACAUCCUAGUUCAGGACUCGAGCGAGCUUGAGGCCUUUGACAAGUUCAUCUCGCAGCCGCUGGACGCUGGCAAAACAGCUGGGCAACUUGCUGCCCCAUGUUUGCGUCUGUCUCUACAGUCGGCUCAUGCCCAUCGAGUUGGGGUGGACGUCUACCACGUGGCCUUACAACAUCUUUUCGGUUGUGAGGGCUCCUACCACCUCCUUGGCUUAAAGCUCGAUGUAGAGAUGCAGUCCAUCCCUGAUGCCGCCUGUUCUUCCACGCCGGUGCUCACGCAGCCAGCGCAAAGUGCCGGGAGGCGAUAUCUAUCAGGACAGAGACCACGAUCCAGCCGAUCGGUUACAUCAUCCCUGCAUCGGACCAUGUCGAACCUGGAAGAGAUCAUGAUACUUGUUCGCAACGUGGACCAGCAGCCGGUAAGGCAGAUCCAUGUGAAGCACCGCGAGCCUCAAACUUUCACGGCGACGUCUGCGCACGAGGAAGUGCCGUGCUUGCGGAGUUUCGUCCGUCCAACCGACUGGGAAACGCUUCGUCGCUCCAUCGCCACAUACUCGGAUAAACGUGGGGAAAUGGACUUGCCUGGGCUCUGGGUGAAGGCCUUCAGCAGACAGUCAGGCUUUAUGAAAGCACGACGGGCGUCUCUGAAGCCUUGUCAGGAUGUUUCCAGAUCAAGGCGCAAUUGCUUUUGGCUGCAUCUUCGCGAGCUUCAGCUGGAAGAAGCGAACAAUUGGACUCCAAGCGAGCCGGACUUAGCCGAGAUGCCAUGUGAGAGCACGGUCUGA